CAGAUCUUUUCAUAACUCGUUUUGGAUGAAUUUAAAUAUGACUGCAAAGUAGUUUGAAGUAUAGUUCUACUAUUUUGCGAAUAGGUAUUCGAAAUGAGAACAACAAAAAAUGGGUGAACUGGCUGUUAUAGCUAAUAGUAAUAAUUCGAGUCAAAGCCUGUGUGAUAUGCGAAUGUAUUCGUUAACCUGCAGAUACUUUAAAAAGCGUAGUAGGCUGUGAUCCAGCGCGUAUCUGCUACCAUAUACUUGACACAAUCUGUACUGUCCUUUUUCCAAUUGUUAUAUAUUGAUAAAAUGGAACACUAUCUUCUGUAAACAAUCUUGAUUUCUGAUUGAACAGUUCGAAAAGUAAGUUAUGGAUCACUGUGAAAAAGUAUCCAGAAAGAAGAAUCCCAGGGAAAAUGCGAAUUUUCUGUCGUUGAUUAUUUUUGGAUACACAGGAACACUUUUCGCAAAAGGAUUAAAAAAGGACUUAGAUGAUGACGAUCUGUACGAAGUGGUAAAAUGCUGCCAAUCAAAAAAAUGUGCAGACAGGCUAGAACAUGCCUACAAAGCAGGUGAUAAUAAGAAGAAACACAACGUUUAUAGAAUCCUCUGGAACACAUAUGGAAUUAGAUAUAUCAUGCUGGGGUUAUUCAACCUUAUUUGGAAACUAUUCGUCAGCAUCAUGGAGCCAGAAGCGGUAUCGAAACUAGUCGCCUACUUUGAAAAUAGCAAGAAGAUGACUUUCCAUGACGCUGUCUACUACGCAGGGAUUUUGGUGGCUAUCAAAUUCCUCCAUUGCUUUUAUUUCCAAAAUUAUAUGGUUUACCUUAGUCAGCUGGCAAUCCAAAUUCGGUCAUCAUUUUGUUCUCUAAUUUACAGAAAAGCUUUAAAGCUAAGUCCUGCUGCUCAAACCGAGACAAGCUUAGGCCAAGUUGUGACUGUUAUGACCAAAGAUGUGUCACAAUUUGAACAUGCGAUAUGGCUGUUCAACGACCUUUGGAUAGCUGUAGUUCAGACGAUUGUUGUAUGUAAUUUGAUAUACAGUAGAAUAGGGUGGUCAAGUAUGUUAGGAGUUUCCAUACUGUUGGCUACAGUACCAGUACAAGCUUUUAUGAGUAAGUGGUUGAAGAAACUAAGGAUCAAGAUUAAUAAGAAAACCGAUGAAAGGUUACAAGCAACGCAAGAAGCAUUAUCUACAAUAAAAAUAAUCAAAAUGUAUACAUGGGAAAAAGUAUUUGAGGACGGUAUUAGCCAUACAAGAAGCAAAGAAAUGAGAUCGAUGCUCAAAACCUUCUACUCCAAAAUGAUGAUGAUGGUGUCUAGCUCCCUAGUUGCAAAACUAGGCUUCUACGCCUUAAUGAUGUUAUACAUUCAUCUGACAGUCAACGCUAGUGCCCAGACUAUCUUCUAUGUGAUGAGAUGCUUCGACACACUACGGUACAGUCUAGCGGUCUCGUUGUCAUGGGGCUUCGCGAGGAUGGCAGAGCUGGGAGCGUCUUUGACAAGGAUCAACAAUAUUCUCAACGCUGAGGAGCUACAGGAUAUGCACCAUGUGGAUAAGCCUGAUGAUGAUCCACAGAUUGAGUUAAGAAACAUUUCGGUGUCGAUCAAGGAUAAGGAAAUCCUUCACAAUUUAGACACAAAAAUGAACGUGGGCUUAAAUAUCGUCACUGGCCAACUAGGAUCGGGCAAAAGUUCCAUGAUAAAAACAAUUCUAAAAGAAUAUCCAAUAAGCAGUGGUGAACUCAGAAUAAGAGGAAGGAAAAGUUACGCGUCUCAAGAUCCAUGGCUGUUUCCCUCUUCAAUAAGGCAAAAUAUUUUGUUUGGAGAAAAAUACGACCAAGAGAGGUACAUGCAAGUUAUUAAAGUAUGUGCACUAGAGUACGACUUCAAAAUAUUAGACAAAGGCGAUGAAACCAUAGUCGCAGAUCGUGGAUUAAAUCUAAGCAAAGGCCAGCAAGCAAGAAUCAAUCUGGCAAGAGCAGUAUAUAAAGACAGUGACAUCUACCUGAUCGACGAUGCUCUUACGGCACUCGACCCAAAAGUCCAGGAGCAGAUCUUUUCAGAAUGUAUUUUGGGAUUCUUGAAGGGAAAACUUGUUGUUCUGGUUACGCAUAACGCCAAACACAUAACAAGUGCUGAGAAGGUGAUAGUAUUGAAAGAUGGAGCGAUAACUUUCGACGGAAAACAUCAAGAACUCACUAGGGACAUCUUGGAAGCAAUUGAAGACGAAGAAAUUCAUGGUGAUGAGACUAUUACCAAAGACGAAGAAGUUGAAAACCUUGAUGAGAAAUCUAAGCUGUUAGCAACACCACUAAAGAGGGUUCAUGUUUAUCAUGAGGUGAAAAAACAGGGUGGCGUUGGUUGGGAUAUCUACAAGCAGUAUUUCAGAUUUGGUGGCGGAAUUUGUUUCGUUUCUUUCAUCGUUUUACUGUAUUUCGGCGCCACUUUUGCUGAAAGCGCUUCUGCGAAGAUGUUGACGAAUUGGAUAAAUGCACAGGACAAGCUGACAGGAGUAAGAAGAAACUACACCUUGGUAUCCAAUAUGACGCAGGAAUCUCCAGACCAACUCGCGUUGACUCUCGGGAAAAUGGGCAUAAAUGUAUCAAUUGCAACAUACCUCAACGAAUCGAUGGAAAAGAUUGAUCGCCUAGAAAUCCAAUCUGCCAAAUCGAUUAAUUUUUACACAAUUCUGUUGGUGUCAGGUACAUUAUGCGAGUUGAUCAAAUACUACAUGAUCUUCAAGUUUGCGCUAAAUGCCUCUUUCAACUUGCACAAGGCGAUGAUCCAUAGUAUAGUGAAUGCUAUUAUGUCAUUUUUUGAUACAUAUUUCAUCGGGAAUAUAUUGAACAGGUUUUCUCAGGAUUUGGCUGUGAUUGACGAGCAUUUUCCUUUUGUGUUGACCCACUUCAUAACGACCUUGUUUCACGUAGCUGGUAUGAUAGGUCUCAUAGCGUCAGUCAACUGGAAAUUCGUAAUACCAUCAAUAAUUCUUAUUAUAUGUUUGGUUAUAAUGAGAUUCCUUUACAUUCCUACAUCUAGGAGCUUGAAAAGACUUGAAGCUGCAACUCGUAGUCCAAUGGUUGGACACUUGAAUUCUUCAAUCGAAGGUAUUACAACGAUACGUGCAUAUAAGGCUCAAGACAUUUUGUGCGAUGAAUUUGACAGACAUCAGGAUUUGUAUACUUCUGCUAACUACACGUCCUUGGUCACCAAGAGAGCUUUUGGAUUUUAUAUGGACUUCUUUGCUGCUGGUUUCAUAACUCUUAUUAUUGGAAGAUUUCUGAUUUUCGACAUGGACACCGCAGCUGGAGACGUUGGUCUUACAAUCAGCAAAGCGACGUCACUGGCCAUGAUUAUCCAGAUGGCGCUCAUGCAGUGGGCAGAAAUCGAGAAUCUCAUGACCUCCGUGGAACGAGUACUCGAAUAUACAAAGCUGGAGGUCGAGAAUAAGAGUGGUCUCGAAAUCGACAACUGGCCCAACAAAGGCGAGAUCACUUACGUAAAUGUUAACCUGAACUACGCUAAAACUAAGGAGAGGGUGUUGAAGAAUAUCAGUUUUAGUGUCAAGUCGAAGCAGAAAAUCGGCAUCGUUGGAAGGACUGGGGCAGGGAAGUCCAGUAUCAUAGCAACUUUGUUCAGGUUAUACAAUUUUGAAGGUCAGAUCUACAUCGACGACGUAGAGACGAAGACGCUAGCUCUGAAAUUCCUCAGACAGCACAUUUCAAUCAUUCCUCAAGAUCCUAUAAUGUUUUCUGGUACAAUUCGCGCUAACAUUGAUCCGUUGGGCGAAUUUACAGAUGAAGAAAUUUGGAAAACUCUUCACAAAGUCCACCUGGAUGCUUACAUUCCUGAACUUGAAUGUAGGAUGGAGGACACCAAUUUUAGCACUGGGCAGAGGCAACUGAUUUGUUUAGCAAGAGCCAUCAUAAGGAAAAACAGAAUCGUAGUUUUAGACGAAGCUACUGCGAAUAUGGACCCAGAAACAGAAUUUUUAAUACAAAAGACAAUAGUUGAGAACUUUUCUUCUGCGACAGUAUUCAUAAUAGCCCACAGACUACAGUCAAUUUUAGACUGUCACAAGGUAAUGGUUAUGGAUAAAGGGGAAAUAAUCGAGUUUGAAGAUCCACUAGUGUUGAUGGAAGACAAAAAUAGUGUGUUCACUCAAAUGUUAAAAAAUGCAGGUUUGGAUGUAACAAAGACAUCAGAUGAAAAAAAGGAAGCAAAUUGAAACCAUAGUUUCUAAAACAAGUGCACAUCGAAUAAAAAUAUUGAAGUUACAUUGUUAGAUCUGGGAAAGCAAUAAAUACAUUUUAAUAAAGAAAAUAAUACAAGAAUUAACAGUUUUGUCCCAAUAUCAAAAAUGUUUUGUGCAGGUUGAAUAUUAUUGCUUUUACAGAUAUUCUGAAGAGUCUGUCAGUUUUUAUACACUUCCUUGUAUUUAUUGAACAUUUUUGAUUAAUUAUUGUGUCAAAUAUUGUACAAAGAAAUAAAACAACAGUAUUUUAUUAAAUAAAUAUAUUUUAU
Messenger RNA from Acanthoscelides obtectus, 4512 nucleotides. The record is from the annotation of a GenBank genome assembly. Lineage: Eukaryota; Metazoa; Arthropoda; Insecta; Coleoptera; Chrysomelidae.